Bombyx mori (domestic silkworm) is the source of this 1019-nucleotide messenger RNA. It is a transcript of the gene RpI12, whose product is annotated as transcription-associated zinc ribbon protein. The transcript is spliced from 4 exons. Gene Ontology annotation, biological process: termination of RNA polymerase I transcription; DNA-templated transcription. The coding region runs from base 306 to 683 and encodes 125 amino acids. The record is from RefSeq and is a predicted model, not a curated record. Lineage: Eukaryota; Metazoa; Arthropoda; Insecta; Lepidoptera; Bombycidae. Gene Ontology annotation, cellular component: RNA polymerase I complex. Gene Ontology annotation, molecular function: nucleic acid binding; zinc ion binding.
UUUAAUUACAGCACGUCAUUUCGUAUCCUCCCGAUCCACUAACGGUGCUUUUAAGCACUUCAAAUCACCAGUCAUCGUUCUCGUCGAAACCGUCGCUUGCGACAAAGGGCUCGGCGAGUAAAUUAACCCACAGACACAACCCACUGAGUUUCUGGCCGGAUCUUCUCAGUAGGUCGCGAUUCCGAUCCGCUGGUAGAUUCAGAGAAGCACUGCUCUUGCUAGGGUUAGCGUUAGCAACGUCAUCAGGUUUGAGUCCCGUGAGCUCACCUACUUGUUAGGUGACGCUAACAUAGCCUCUCAAGGCUAUGAGCUUAGAAAUAAUGUCCACUGAAAGCCCGUUAUCAACUAGUACAGCGUUUUGUGCUCGCUGUGGGUCCAUAUUACCCUUGCUACAAGAGUUUGGCUCCGUGAAAUGCUACACUUGUAAAGCACAUUAUGAGGCUGAUAAUUAUAGUAAAAUGAAAUUUCAAUACACAAUACAUUUCAAUACUAUAUCUGUGAUCACAAAUGAGAAUAUACUACAUACUGAUGGUCCUGAGGGUCCAGUUGUGGAGAGAAAAUGCGCUAAAUGCGGUUACGACAGAAUGUCAUAUGCAACUCUACAGUUACGAUCGGCCGAUGAAGGACAAACAGUUUUCUACACAUGUAUAAAGUGCAAAUACAAGGAAACUGAAAACUCCUAAAGGCUGCUUUAUACUAGUUUUAAGGUUGUCAAAGGAAAACUCGGCAAUAGAAUCAUUGUAUCAGAAUCACUUUAUGCAAAAAUCAGUUUUACUGAUUGUUUUAAAUUAGGUAAAUUUAAUAAGGAUUAAAAUUAAUCACCAUGUAACUGGUGCGUAAUUUUAAUUCCAUUUCUUGGAAUGAUAACUUUUAAACUGUAAAUUCUAUACUGAUUAAUCUUAAAAACCAUGUUUUAAAAAUUACAUGUAAUAGAAUCAAAUCUGAAUAAUUGAAAUUAUAAACAUUUGUCCAAAUGUUUUUUUUAUGCUGAGAAAUACAUUUCUAUUUUUAAAUAAUAA